AUGGCCGGUACCAAGCGCCCCGUCGAUGCCAACGAAGACCGCAAUGGAAAGCGGAGCAAGACCAAGCAGGGCUCCGCACCCGCGAAGAAAUCCAAGGUCGCUGAGCCAGUGAAGAAGUCCAAGUCAAAGGACAGCAAGUCUGGAAAGAGCGACAAGAAGGCUUCCAAGAAGGUCCAGAAGGAGGAGUCAUCCGAGGACGAGGACGAGUUCGAUAUUGACAACAUCUCGGAUUCCGACGAUGAUCUCGAUGCGGUUGAUGAGAUUUCCGAGGAGGAUGUUGAUAUGGAGGAUGUGAGCGAAGAGAAGGAGCCCAUCGAAAAGGAUGAGGAAGAGGAGAAAGACGAUGAGAAGCCACCCAACAGAAACCCCAAUGCGAAUGCCUCUCGCGAGUCCCACAUCAAGCAAAAGGCUCUCCAACAGGAGCGCAAAAACGCAAAGCCCAAUGCCGAUAUGAUUGCCCGUUCCAAGAAACUCUGGGAGCAGCUGCGCCGCAAGUCCCACGUCCCACUUGAGCAGAGAAAGAAGCUCAUCAAGGAGCUGUUCGAGAUCAUUACUGGCCGUGUCCGUGACUUUGUUUUCAAACACGACUCUGUGCGCAUCAUUCAAACCGCUUUGAAAUACGGAAACCUGGAUCAGCGCAAGGGAAUCGCCCAGGAAUUGAAGGGAAGCUACAAGGAGUUGGCUCAGAGCCGCUACGCCAAGUUCUUGGUUGGAAAAUUAAUUGUCCACGGUGAUUCAGAGACUCGUGAUCUGAUCAUUCCUGAGUUCUACGGAUAUGUCAAGCGCCUCAUUCGUCACCCGGAGGGUUCUUGGAUUCUCGAUGAUAUUUACCGCACAGUCGCCACAAAGGAGCAGCGCACAAGAAUCUUGCGUGAGUGGUAUGGUCCCGAGUUCAUUCAUUUCCAGGAUGACAAGGAGAAGUCCUCUGAUCUUCGCAAGAUUCUGGAGGCCCACCCGGAGAAGCGGGCUCCCAUUAUGAACUUCCUGCGCGAGUUGAUCAACCAGCUUGUUCAGAAGAAGUCCACCGGAUUCACUCUUUUGCACGAUGCUAUGUUGGAAUACUUCCUUGCCACCAAGCCUGGUAGCACUGAGGCGAAUGAGUUCAUUGAGAUGCUGAAGGGCGACGAGGAAGGUGAUUUGGCGAAGAACAUGGCUUUCACUAAGUCCGGUUCCCGCCUGAUGAGCUUGACCCUGGCCUAUGCCAAUGCCAAGGACCGCAAGCUGCUUUUGCGUUUCUACCGCGAUACCAUCAAGGCCAUGGCUGGUGAUAUGAACGGUCACAUGGUCUUGCUUGCCGCCUACGAGGUUAUCGAUGACACAAAGUUGAGCUCCAAGGCCAUCUUCCCCGAGCUUCUGAACCAGAACGAGCCCACGGAAACCCGUCUCGAGGAAUUGCUCUACCAGAUCAACGACCUGACUGCCCGUGUUCCCAUCCUGUUCCCCUUCGCUGGUGACCGCGUUAAGUGGCUUCUGCCCGAGCAGGACCACGAGGUCCUCAAGGAGGUCCGUGAGGUCCGUAAAGAGACUUCCAAGAAGGAUGCCUCCAUCCGUCGCGAGGAGUUGGUUAAGGCCGCAUCUGCGACUAUGCUUGAGCUUAUCGCUGCCCGCGCCGAGACUUUGUUGGAGACCACCUUCGGUUGUCAAGUCAUCGGUGAGGUUCUAUUCGAGGCCGACGGUGACAAGAGUGCCGCUCUUGCGGCCGUGGCCCAGGCUGCCAAGGCCAAGGCUGACACCCCAGACUCCUCCGUCGGUCGUCUGCUCAAGUCACUUGUGCAAGGCGGUCGCUUCAACCCUGCCGAGAAGACCAUCGAGAAGGUGGAACCCGCACUUAACUUCCACGGACUGCUCUACGAGCAAAUCCGUGAUGAGAUUGUGGAGUGGGCCACCGGAGCCAACGUUUUCGUGAUUGUUGCUAUGGCUGAAUCCGAUGACUUUGAGAAGAAGAGCGAGCUGCUUAAGACUCUCAAGAAGAACAAGAAGGCGCUGGAGCAGGCCUCGGCGUCGGGCGCAGAGGGCAAGAAGGCCGGCCCGACCAGCAGCGGUGCCAAGUUGUUGUUGCAGAAGCUAUAA
Penicillium verhagenii is the source of this 2070-nucleotide messenger RNA. RefSeq lists its product as uncharacterized. The transcript is spliced from 2 exons. Gene Ontology annotation, biological process: regulation of translation. Gene Ontology annotation, molecular function: mRNA binding. Gene Ontology annotation, cellular component: nucleolus. The record is from RefSeq and is a predicted model, not a curated record. Bases 1 to 2070 code for a protein of 689 amino acids. NCBI's taxonomy places the organism in Eukaryota, Fungi, Ascomycota, Eurotiomycetes, Eurotiales, Aspergillaceae.